Messenger RNA from Camellia sinensis, 1080 nucleotides. Lineage: Eukaryota; Viridiplantae; Streptophyta; Magnoliopsida; Ericales; Theaceae. The record is from RefSeq and is a predicted model, not a curated record.
CUCGCCUUGGCCGCCUGCCGGACCUCUACACAAGCCUUCACUCCACUGCAUCAUGCACAAUCAGACCACCACAACCACAUCAAGGUCGACUUCCCGCUCUCUCCUUCAUCACCAUCUUCAUCAUCAUCAAAGAAACUUCCUGAUCUGGUCCCACCACCACAGCCUAGUUCAUCAAGCUAUGGAGCUUCUGACUGGGAUUAGUUGUUCAAGGGGGUUGAAUUCUUCCUUUGUGCCGAUGCCGAUGCCGAUGCCGAUGCCGAUGUCGGAUCAGAACACAAUUUUCUCAUCUGCGUUUUCUCUGCAGGAAUUCAAACCUACCCUUAAUUUCUCUCUAGAUGGGCUUGGGAUGCAAGAGACUAGUGGUGGGAGGCUUCUAUUUCCAUUUGAAGAUCUGAAACAAGUCUCUAGCACAUCAGAUAUUGAGCAAGGUAAAGAACAAGGAGGAGAUUCAACGGGGUAUUGGAAUGGAGUGGAAGCCAUUCACAGAGUUGGUGGAAGAAGGCUCCAUCAUGAGAGAGAAAAGAAAAGAAAAGAAAAGAAAAGAAACAGAGGAGAGGCAGAAAAGAAAGGGAAUGGUGAGGCUAUGGAAAAGUCUCAAACCCCUCAGAAGAUCAUCACCACUCACCCAUGUUCUGGCCAGCUGGCUAGUGCAGGUAUGGCUGUGGUCCAUCACGUGGUGCGGGAUUUUCUGAGGAUUUUGUCGGCUUGGUUUGUUGUAAUGGUAGGCAGGCUGUCAUCUAAGGUCAAACCAUGUGAGUUUUAUAUAUAUAUUAUAGUUUUAUAUAUAUAUUAUACAUAAACAUCCAUGUGAGUUCUAUAUAUAUAUUAUAGUUUUAUAUAUAUAUUAUACAUAAACAUGUCAUGUGCGGAGACAAUGGCAUGGUAUUUCAAAUCCUUCUUUUAUUUUUUAUAUCAACCCACUCACAGCUUCACACACUAUCACUGUUUUUUUAAUCAUUAUUUUAUUUUUUUAUCUUUUCUUUUUGCACAUUCCACCAUCGCCCCCAACAUCCUCCACUCAAAAAUAUUCUCUCUUUUCUUUAUCUAUUUUUUUAUUCUUAUUAUUAUUAUUAAACACAA